Molecule: messenger RNA, 703 nt
Organism: Schistosoma curassoni
Lineage: Eukaryota; Metazoa; Platyhelminthes; Trematoda; Strigeidida; Schistosomatidae
Source: the annotation of a GenBank genome assembly
CCCAAACACCAAGAAUGUAAAUUCAUCUGUAUCGAGUUUAGGGCAUCAUUUCAAUAUAACCAUACCCAUGAAUGCAACUGCUCGAAUAUCUGAGAAAAAUGUGUCAACUUGUUAUUUUCAACCGGAUAGUAAAAAAACAUUGCAUACCAAUCUCUUCAGUUUAAUUCAAAAAUUAAUUAUUUUUCGAUCAAACACAAAAGUGUCUUCAGGUAUACAACGGAUAUUGAUAAACUCAUGCGGCUCUCCUAUGUGGGGUUAUUGCGAAGAUACUCAACAGUUCUACAGGAAUAUGCUUAAUUUCUUUGCUACAUUACGCCUGCUAAUUCAAAACAGUCACUGUACAGUUUUUGUCACGUUACCUACAAUGAAGCUACCGCCUGGUCUAUUGACUCGUCUAUCUCAUUACUGUGAUUAUAUGUUUCGAGUACAAGGACUGCGUGACCAGAUACAGGCGAAUCCAGUGUAUUCAGAAUAUGAUGGUCUACUCACAGUUCUUCAUAUUCCUUGGUUAAUCAGUGGGAAUACACUUGAACCGGCUUUCAGAUCAUCUACACUUGAAUGGUGUUUCAAGAUAAAACGGCAUCAGCUAGUUGUGCAGCAUUUCCACUUACCACCUUCUCUAUCCGAUACAGUAAAUAGAUCCAAUACACCGGAAGCAGUUUUCACAUGUUCCAAAUUGCACGAAAAUCAGUUAGAAUUUUGA